CUUCGAUUAUCCUUUUCGUCUAGGGUUUUUCGAGGAGAAUAGUACAAAACCCUAAGUUCCCAAAUCGAAAUCAAAGGAAAAAAAUAUCAAGGGCUAUUCACAAUAAUUAUAGUACGAAGGGGAAACAAUGGGAGGAAAAUGUCCAAGCAGGAAAGUAAAGAAGCGAAGAUUUUCUCACAAAACAGCUCGCCGAACCAAAUUCCUCCUCAAAGGUGACGACGCCGUUUAUGAAGAGCUGCAAAAGGUUGAUUCGGAGAAGAAGCCGUUGCCUCGCGAUGAGGAUUUGCCUGGAAUGGGUCAAUAUUACUGCUUGCACUGCGACCGAUAUUUUGCGAAUAUGACUGUGAGGGAUGAACAUUUCAAGACGAAACGCCACAAGAAACGUUUGAAGCAAAUGUCGGGGCCUGCACCACAUACUCAACUUGAUGCUGAGUUGGCUGCUGGGAUGGGUAUGCCGGAUAAUGGACCAACAUUAAUGACAAUGUGAGCUUUCUGAAUUUGGCUCCAUAUCAGUGGGCAAAGUUAGAGCUCCUGAUUGCAGAUAGUUUUUGGUGCUGUCAGAGGUCCUCCGUGACAACUGAUUGUGUUACUGCUAUAGUGAUAAAACCAAUUUUGCUUCUGAUAUGCUAAUGCAUGUCCGCAUAAGUGGUUUUGUUCUUUUUUUUUUGUGUCAUUAUAUCUUUAAAAUUUUCUAAGCAAGAUAAUUAGGAUGAAAAUAGUGAGCAGUAUCAGAGAACAUGUAUUAUCAUUAUUGUCAGUUUAUUUCUGAAUCAGCAAUAUCUUUUUCACAAUA
This is a messenger RNA of Durio zibethinus, 793 nucleotides long. Its product is annotated as zinc finger (C2H2 type) family protein. The record is from RefSeq and is a predicted model, not a curated record. Lineage: Eukaryota; Viridiplantae; Streptophyta; Magnoliopsida; Malvales; Malvaceae. Gene Ontology annotation, molecular function: nucleic acid binding; zinc ion binding.